Messenger RNA from Heterotrigona itama, 7097 nucleotides. The record is from the annotation of a GenBank genome assembly. Lineage: Eukaryota; Metazoa; Arthropoda; Insecta; Hymenoptera; Apidae.
CAGGAUGUGACACGAAAACCAUUUUUUAGGAUCCCGAAAACAUGGAGUGAAGAAAUACAUACAUUGCAUGUAUUCUUUCGGAUCCGUUCAUAUAUUCUCGUCUGUGUUCUAACAAUAAGACAAAAGGUAUAAAUACAUAUAUGAAUACUCUGUAUUAAAAUAUUCUGUUUUAAGAAUUUUCAGUAAUUUUAUAUAAGACAUUUAUGCUUUGAGUCGUGAACAUAUGUUAUUAAAGAUUAACACGUAAAGCUAGAAAUGAACCAUUAAUUAAAGAUAGAAUAAACCUGGGAUGAAAUGGGACCAAUAAAUGAAUAUGUAGAUACAGUGCCAUCUGUAGCACGGAUAAAUACAUCACGAGUUAAGGCACGCAACAUCUGACGUUCCUGUCAAAAAGUAUUUGUAUAUAGUGGUCGACACAGGUAGAAGGGACAGUAUCUUAUGAAAAGUUCAUCUUGAAAAUGUCUGUGAGAAGAUAACACUAGACAAAAUGAACAAAAAUAUGAAUUCACCGUCGAAACUUACGGAGUUCGCUCCGUUAAGUCCUGAAGAAAGCCAACCUGUUGUAGCUUCCCUAUUUUCCAAAUUUUUUAACUUCACUAAAAGUUCACAGAAUGUUGAUGAUUCUACAAUCUCUCCUAUUACUAAUGAGGAACAGAGCUCAUCUGAUUCUGAAUCUUGGAAACAGUCAGAAAGUACUGAAAAAUCACCUGAAGAUGACGGUUCUAGUAUGAUGAAUUUUCCAUUAGAUACUCGCGAAGGCAGAAGUUUACCAAAUGUGCUAAAACGUAUUAGCAACAUUGUUGCUUUGAAAAGUAACAAUUUACGUUCGUACAAGGAUUCUCAAUUAAGAAGCUAUUGGAUGCCAGAUAGCGUGAGCAAACAGUGUUAUGAAUGUGGUGAACGAUUUACAACAUUUCGCAGGAGACAUCAUUGCCGUGUUUGCGGUCAAAUAUUUUGUUCGAAAUGUUGCUCUGAUCAAAUUCCUGGAAAAAUUAUGGGAUGCACUGGUGAUCUUAGAGUUUGUACUUAUUGUUGCAAAGUAGUCCUAUCUUACUUACAAUCGUCAGACAUGAGAAGUGAUCUAUCCGCGGAUUUAAAAGCUUUGCAAGAAGAUCUUCAGGUUAAGUAUGGAAAUGAUUCGCCACCUGCAACUCAAAAGUGUUUACAUAAAUCAACAGAAGAUGAAACUUCAAUCUGCAGAAAACCAAGUGUAGGAUACAUGGAAGAAAAAUAUGCUAUUGGAAGACCAACAACUUAUUUAACGUCACAGGAACGUUCUAUUGUCUUACAAAAUUCAGCUUCUUUGAGAAUGAUCUAUGAAGAAUUAUUUAGAUCCAGCCAAGCAAUUGUUUUACAAACACACAGAGUUAGACUAAAAAGUUACCACAAUUGUUUUCUGGCUAAUGAGUUAGUAAACUGGAUGAUAGCACAAAAUAAGGCAGCUACUCGAGUGCAAGCUACUGCCAUAGGAGAAGCAUUGCUGGAAGCUGGUUUCAUAGAACCAGUCAUUGCUGACAAUGUAUUUAGUGAUACAGCAACGAUAUUUAAGCCAGUGAAAUUAUUGAAUAUGCAAAGCAUAGAUUUGUUAACUGAAACUCAAAACACUUGUGAUGCUCAAGAACCGGCAUGGGUGAAAACUAUUCCACAACAUGAUUCGACAACUGAUUCAGAAAGUGAAACGAAACCUUCAAAUUCAACACAACAAACGACUGGACGUUUGCCAUCUUCUAGUUCAAGUUUUUACUUAGAUUUAAACUUAGAAGCAUCUACUGUUACGUUAAAGAGACCCACAUCAGAAGACUUAACUACAAUUUCUGUAGAUAGUAGCGACGGCGUAAUUGAACAGAAAGAAGUCACAGUGAAAUCGCAUAAAUGUAAUUUUAAAAUUGCUGAUGAUCUUUUGAACGAUACGCUACAAGUUCAGGAAUUUAAAGAAAAAAUUGGUUGGCACAAACCAACAAAUCUUCGAACCAUGUUUGGAGAACUACAUGCAUAUGAAUGUCUAAUAUCUGCAUACAAACAACACGAAGAUUCACUGAUUAAGCAGCUUCUUAAUAAAGAAGGUUUGUCACAAAGUUGGUCGGAAGUAAUACUACCUAUUGCCCACCAAAUUAUUGAUUUUGUUAGGCCAGAUUUAAAUCAUAAUGUCGACGACUUGGAUAUUCGACAAUAUGUACAAAUAAAAAAGUGUCCGGGCGGAAGUAGAGACGAUUGUGAAAUCGUGUCUGGUGUAGUUUGUACGAAAAACGUUGCACAUAGAGGAAUGAAUGCAAUGAUAGCUCAUCCAAAAAUUUUAUUGCUUCAGUGUGGAUUGAUGUAUCAACGUGUAGAAGGAAAAUUAUUAAGUUUAGAACCUGUGAUGUUACAGGAAAAUGAAUAUCUAGGUCAUACAGUUGCUAGAAUCACCGCACUUGGACCAGAUGUUGUAUUAGUGCAUCGUUCUGUUUCCAGAUUAGCACAAGACAGACUCAGAGAAUGCGGAGUAACUCUUGUUUUGAAUGUGAAACUUAGUGUUCUUGAAAGGAUUGCACGAUGCACAGGUGCUAACAUCGUGAAUACUAUUGAUGCACACAUAAGUGCAAGGUACAUGCUUGGUACAUGUAAAAAAUUCUAUCUGCGAAACUUUUUAAGUGAAAAAAAUGGUAUUAAAACAUUAAUGUACUUCGAGGGAUGUGCAAAUCCACAUUUAGGGGCUACGAUUUUGUUACGCGGUGGUUCGCAAACAGAAUUGAAAAAAGUGAAGAAUGUAACUUCAACGAUGAUCUUUGCCGCUUAUUCUUGGCGUCUCGAAAAGUCCUUUCUUAUGGAUGAAUUCGCAAGACCACCAUCUUCUAAAGAUAAUCCAUUUUUGGAUGAUACGUACAAAGAUUUCAAAGACUUUCCAGAAACGAAUAAAAUGUUACACAAUAAAGCUAGUGAAGGAAAUGAUUUGUUAUUAAGUCGCAGCAAAGAAUAUGCAGAUAGUCCAGAAAUUUUAAAAAUAUCAGAAGUUCAGGAAGAUUCUGGAAGUGUAUCAAGCGAUAAACAACGGCUAGAAAUAGAACUUUCAGUGAAUGGAAACACAUCAAUGCAAGACAUAGUUUCAUAUCAGACUGAGAAUAUGUUAUCUUCAGGCUCUGUCAAGCAAAUAUCUUCUAUACUAUCUGAAGACAGUGAUCCUUAUGAUACUUUAAAAUUAUUUAAACCUAAAACAAAGUCCUCUGUAAUUGAUGAAAAGGCUGGCAAUUGUCUAACAAGCAAGAUAAACGGUGAUAAUUUAAAUAAUAGUUCCAAUUUCGACAUGGAUGGCAAAGAAGAUCCAAAUAGUACAAUGGAAUUAUUUGGUGGCAAAACCACGAUAAAGUCGAAUAAGAAUGUUAAAGAAGAGAAUGUUGAAAAAUCAAAAGUAAAAGAAAAAAUCGUCUCAGAAGAGAAACGUAUCUAUGGUGAAUCCAUUAGCGAUCGUAGUGAUCCCCUCCAUCAGUAUUUAAACGAAGACGAGGAAAAUGUCUUUAAUCAAACUAGUCCAAAUGGUCAACACUUAAGCGUUGCCGAUUUACCGUUACUGAAUAAAUUUAAGAAAGCAUUAGAGGGCACCAUAUUAAGCGUGUCGCCUUAUUUAAAAUUUUCUAUACCUUACUUGGAGACUGAAACAGGAAGAAAUUGCAUACUACGAAGUUUCUUCCCAAGAGAGAUUUUUUACUCCGCGCAAUUCGAGGACAAAGUGAAAGAGAUCAAAACGGUCAACGUAUUUGCGGAACAGUCUGCAACUGAGAGCUCGCUAAUGAAGUUGAAAUUGAAACCGCAGCAUCCGUUUGUUCAAGCGAGAUUAACAACAGACGUAGACAGCCGAGAGGUGCAGGCCUUAUUAGCUAAUUUUAGAGCGUGUGGUAGCCGACUAUAUCCAACGAAUAACGUCUUAUCAGACAAACAAAUUCUGGUACAGUCAGAAAUAAGCGAACAACUUCCCGCGUGGCCUGAUUGUUUGGAUCCCGCUAGUCACCAACGUUUGUCUGUGUUAUUCUGUAGCUUCUCACACACUGGCAAUAAUGAUACGCCAGCGUUUUGCGUAAACCCUUGGGUAGUUAACAUGGAUUUAUAUGGAAGAAACGACAUCGCGCUCGGACGUUUCCUGGAGCGUUAUUGCUUGACAUACGAAUACAAAUGCCCUGCCCAGGCAUGCCGGGCACAAAUCGCUCACCAUGUCCGACGGUUUGUGCACGACGGUGGAUGCAUACACAUUACUCUGAACGAAAUGAACACCGACCCGUUCUCUCAAGACAGUGCGAAUCAAAUCUUAAUGUGGAGCAAGUGUAUGAAAUGCAAAGGUGUAUCGCCGGUAGUCCCAAUGUCGGAUGAUACUUGGUCCUUGUCGUUCGCAAAGUAUCUGGAGCUACGGUUUCACGGUAGUGCAUAUACUAGACGGGGCACAGACACCUGUCAACACUCGCUUCAUCAUGAUCACUGUCAGUAUUUCAUCAAGAAGAACAUGUUGGCCGUGUUCAAGUACACGAAAAUAUCGCAGUGGGAGAUCUCGCUACCGCCGCCGGUAAUAAAUAUCAUGUACGAUCCGAAACAGCACGCGGACGUGAUAGAAGAAAUGAAAGGCAUAGCGUUGAAGGGGGACGAAGUUUUCUCCUGCAUACGAGAAAAAUUGACGACCUUGCAGACGGAUCUGGAUAUUUUGAACGCCGCUAAACAACAGUUGGGCAAGGAUCAACAGUACUUCAAGAACAAGAUCGAAGAGAUUCAAUUGAAACUGACAUCGCCCACGUUGGAAAACAAGAAGCUCGAAGGGAAAGUGUCUGAGAAACAGGUGCAAGCUCUGAUGUUCAGGAUCGAGGAUGGGAUAGUGAUUCUCAAACGAUUGAUGUCGGAGGUCGUGUUUACCUGGAACGCGAAGAUUUUGGAGGUGUCUGUUAAGAAGAAAGACGAAAGGCCAAGACGGUUCACUGAACGAUCGUUGACAACUGGAAGUAACAGCAUAAUCGAUACUGACGGGUACAUAACAGAGGAUACCGCAUCAGAAUCGCAGUUAGAAGAUCUAAGCCCCAUGUCGGCAGACUAUAAUGCUGUCGACGCCAUUACUGCUGUACAGAAUGAUUUACAAGGAAUGGAAGGGCUAGAAAAUUCGGACAAUGAAGUCUUGGAAAAUAAUAACCCUGAAGAUAUCGUUGUCAUUCAAGGAUCCCCAAAAAUGCAUCAAAGAUCACAUUCAGACGUUCUGCCUGUUACUUUCGACGAUAUUCCAGAUAAAAAGAAGAAGAAGAAGACCAUCUUGUCGCAAUUGUUACCAUCCGUUCCUGUCAUUCAACCAAUACCAAAUCCUUUAGGAACUCUGGAACAUCACCUACUUCCUCUUGGAUCAGUUGUACCUAUAGUAGUAUAUGAAUCAGAGCCUUCGUCUAUAAUCGCAUACGCACUGGAUUCACACGACUAUAAACAUACACUUCACGAACUAAUGCGUACGACGAAAGGGCCCGAUUUAAAUCCCAGCCCGUUGAAUAAACGUAAAUUCCUCGAGAAUAAAGAGAACGUUCCUGACAUAACCCAAUCUGGGGAAUUUAAGCGGCCGUCUGUUUUGUCAUUCUUCCGGGGGAACAGCCCGAAUUCUGCAAGUCCUUUAGACUCGGACAAAACUAUUUCAAGUGUGGAUUCUAGCACACAGAAUCCAUCGGUGACCGCAGAUACGGACGAGGAUAACAAAACGAAAAAACAACAGAAUUACAUCGAAGUACAAUUCAACGACGCAACGACGAAUUUCUAUUGCAGGAUAUAUUUUGCUGCACAGUUUGCCGCUUUCAGAGAAAACGUUUUACCGUGCGGGGAAGACGGCUUCACGAGAAGUUUAAGUCGUAGCGUACAAUGGGCCGCGAGAGGUGGAAAAAGCGGAAGCACCUUCUGCAAAAGUCGAGAUGACAGGUUCAUUAUAAAAGAGAUGUCUCGAUUAGAAAUGCAGAUAUUCCUCGACUUUGCACCAAAUUACUUUUCCUACAUGGAAAAGUGCCAACAGACGAGGCAACCGACAUUGCUAGGGAAGAUAGUCGGCGUUUAUAGAGUAUCUUUUAAAAAUAAUACAACAAACGCGGCACUUCGAACCAGCGUGCUAGUGAUGGAAAAUUUAUUUUACAAAAGAACGAUAACGGAUAAAUUCGACUUGAAGGGAUCGGUAAGAAAUCGGCUCGUGAAUCCUGACGAUAUGUGCCAGGAAGGAGAACUCGUAUUGCUUGACGAAAAUUUAUUAAACAUGAGUUGCGAUUCGCCGCUCUAUAUCAGAUCACAUUCCAAAGCGGUUUUAAAUAGAGCCAUUGAACAAGAUACGAAAUUCCUGGCUGACAAUUCUGUGAUGGAUUACUCACUACUAGUAGGUUUAGAGCCAAACUCCGACGAACUUGUCUUAGGUAUAAUAGAUUAUAUACGAACAUUUACUUGGGACAAGAAGUUAGAAACAAUGGUGAAGAAAUCGGGUAUACUAGGUGGCCAGGGAAAACUGCCAACGAUAAUAUCACCAGAAGAAUAUCGAGCUCGUUUCAUAGCCGCUAUGCACCGAUAUUUCUUACCUGUACCGGACAGGUGGUACGGUCUAGGCAGAGGUGUAGAAACAUGAUAAAUACAUAACUUCCAAAUAAUGAGAUUUCCGAUUUUUCACAAAUUGUAUACUAAGCAUACUGUAUAUAUAUUUUCUAUACGGCUGACAUAAAUAAGCAGCGUUGCGUAUAGAGAUAUGCAAUUGUAUAUUGAUAAUAUACAAGAAUUAUUACUAGUCGGCAUUGCGAUAUUUUAUAAUGGAAAAGUGAUAAAAAUAAGUUACCAUUGUUAUAAUAGGAAGUCUUGUAUAAUUUCGUAAUUUAUGUAGCGAUCUAACAUUCGAGCUAUGGCGUUUCGCAUUUGCAUUUAUAUUGGUACAUUGGUCAUUGUAUUACAUGUACAUAAUACGUUAACACUAAAAUUCGUAAGCGAUAUUCAAAGCACAAAGGGCGUGAAUGAGAAUUACAUGAAAUUACAUAAAAGUCUAUGAAAGCACCAUUAUUAAUGUUUUAUUUAAAUCGUUUCUCAAAAUUAUGUACAUGAACAUUAUUUAUUAUUAUUGAUAAUCAAAUAAACAAUAAUAAUAAUAA